Messenger RNA from Rotaria sp. Silwood2, 2007 nucleotides. Lineage: Eukaryota; Metazoa; Rotifera; Eurotatoria; Philodinida; Philodinidae. The record is from the annotation of a GenBank genome assembly.
AUGAUCCUGCAUCUGAAAAUUUCAGCACAAUGUACAAAUGUAGCAAAUGAUUGUGAUAAAUUAGAACAGCAAGAUGAAUCUGUUAUUAAAUCGGGUUUUGUUCAAACUGAUGCUGAAGAUGUUUCUGCGAAGUAUCUUCUGGAAGUAUGAGUAAUUUAACACCUGAUGAUUCAUUAAUUAUUAAUGUUAUAUCUCACAGAUACUCAAUAUUUGUUUUCGGAUCAAUAUCGACUACGUCAACGCCGUGUAUUUAAUAAAAUUUAUACUAGUCAUGAUGGAAGUCAAUAUAAUAAAAAACAUUAUGAUACAGAUAAUCCACCAUCAAGCAUUCAAGAAUAUAUACAUUUACUAUUUUCUACUCUGGAUUGAUUGAUUGAUAAAACAACAACAUCAGCUUAUAUUCUUACUAUUUGUGAAGAUAAUAAAGAUUUUUCAAUUUUAAGAUAUCAUGCUGAACCACCUUAUGAAGAUAUUACAUUCAAGAUGAUUAGUAAAGAAUGCGAUUAUCCAGAUAAACAUGGAUUUCAAUGUCAUUUUCAAAACGAAAUAUUUAAAUUUAUGGUUUUAUUUUCCCAAAUGGAAAUCUCGUCGACAAACUUUGUUUUCUCUUUCUAUUGUUUUCAUUUAUGCAAUUUUUCUAAAGUUAAGUUGACAUCCCAGUAAAAAUCAGAGUUAUAAUUGAGAAGACUGAUCACUCGGAAUAUAAAUAUGAACUAUGAAUGAGUGGCAUGUGAACAUAUUUCAGUACAUAGAGAUUGAAAAACAAUGAAGUGACCUACUUUUUCCGAUGAGGUUGGGUUCGAAAAAUCUUUACUGCAAUACCAAGUUCAGGAGCAAUAUAGAUACGAAUCCCAUAUUCAAAUAGAGAACAUUCAGUUACACUCAGUAUCAUCAAAGAGCCGAAACCAGAAAGCAUCUGAAUAGUUUUAUAAGGGUUAGAAAAGUAAUUAUUAUAGGCAGUCAUUUACAUGAAAAAAAGCGUCGAGUCAAAGGUACGUGCUAAAACUCACCAACAAUAUUAUUUUACCUCGUAUGUAUUCUCUACAUUCAGUGUAACUACUGGGCGUAACUGAAUAAGUCCUAUUCGAAUAUGGAAUUCGCAUCAAUAGUACUUCAGAAAUCGGAUUCGCAGUCGACGUUUUUGAAAUACAGUCAGCUAUAUAAGCACAGAUUACUUAAUUGUUUUGUUUGUUUUUAUAUACGAAAGUGUAUUCAUGUGUCAUUCAAAGCUCAUAUUUAUACUCCGAGUGAUCACUCCUCUCAAUUAUUAUUUUGAUUUUUACUGAGAAGCCAACUUAACUUUAGGAAAGGCUUUCCCUUCGUUCGAUAUAUUGGAGGUUUUGGUGACGGAACCCUUUUCAAUACAGAAAAGCUUCUUUAAAUGACUUCUCUAGGUCAUUUCAACUGAUUUCUAUCCCUUAACACCUAGAGUAGUCAACGAAAGCAAAAGCUUUCACUAGUGCCGUUCAUUAGUUCGAAAAAGAUUUUUUUUACUAAAGUGGGCGGAUAAUUUUUAUGCGCAAAACGAUCUAGACACCUCUACAAUUUUUUAAAACAAAUAGGAAAUAUAAGCAAGAAAAAUCUGCAAAUACUAGCAUUUGCACCACUAGCAACAGGGUGCAUAAUCACCUAUGUUCGAUCUCUCUUGUUCAUCUCGUUCGAAGCAUACUAGAGAAAAUAAAGUGAUGAUGGAGAAAUGGGUGAAUCAUGUUUUGACGCACUGUAUUUGUUUCAAAAGAUAUGUUUGGGUGAUUUCUGUUCGCAUCAUAUCUAGCUCGACUUUGGGAAAAUUUAUUGUGCGUUACACAUGUUCACCGAAGAAACAGUUUCAAUUGUGAUUUAAUACGUUCUGUCUAAGGUUGCUAUAUCACAAGUUAUCGACUGAUUGCAAAACCAUAUGAUUGAAUAGACAGAAUCAUUUUGUGUAGUUUCUGAAUAAUUCCUAUGAUUGUCUAAGUGACGAAUGAAGAACCCCAUUUUAAGUAUUAUGUCGACAUCCAUUUGUCG